This is a messenger RNA of Diachasma alloeum, 1905 nucleotides long. Its product is annotated as acidic phospholipase A2 PA4. Lineage: Eukaryota; Metazoa; Arthropoda; Insecta; Hymenoptera; Braconidae. The coding region runs from base 176 to 865 and encodes 229 amino acids. The transcript is spliced from 4 exons. Gene Ontology annotation, biological process: arachidonate secretion; phospholipid metabolic process. The record is from RefSeq and is a predicted model, not a curated record.
UAGCAUCCUAACGUACCAUUCCAGCGAUCAGUACAUUGGUGACCGUCGACGAGGAACAAAUACAGAUUCAUCGAAGAGUCAGUCAAGACAUAAAAGUCAAUAUUACAGUCUGACUUGAAAUCCAUUUUUUGAAGGAUAAUUCAGUCACUACAACAAUAAUUGCUGGGAAUAAACGAUGUUCGCUAUUAUUUUCAUGACCCUGUCAGUACUUUGGCUGACAGGUACAAGGGCAAGUGUUCUCGUUGCUGACAAUACGAUGUCAAGAAUGAUUGAAUUGAAUGCUGGUGUGCCAUUCUGCUCUCUUUACACUGAUCGUGGUGUGAUACAAAAGAUGAUACUCGGUACUGACCCCAAGAAAGUAAGACAGAUGUCGAUGAAUCUUGUCACAGACCUUGAAGAGACGUGUAAAGCUGCUCAAAAUACAAAGCAAACGCCAGGAGGUGGUUUGAUCUAUCCUGGAACGAAAUGGUGUGGGCCAGGGACACUCGCAAAAUCCUACGAAGAACUUGGGCACCACGCUGCUGAAGACGCCUGUUGUCGGGAGCAUGACCAUUGCCCAAUUGUAGUCAACCCACACCAAUGCAUCAAAGGCAUCUGCAACAACUCACCUUUCACGAGAUCUCACUGUGACUGUGACGCCAAAUUUCGACGGUGUCUUCAAAAUCUUAAUACGGAAGUUGCGAAUACUCUUGGAGCUCUCUUCUUCAACGUCGUUCAAGUUACCUGUUUCAAGGAGAGACGUCCGUGCUCACAAUGGCAAAGGAACGGAUACGGUGAGGCUGAGUCGGACCGUCUCUGCUCACAGUACCAAUUUCGUCCAAGUGAAAAGUACGUACCUCUGAUGCCUCUAAAUAUGAACAUGUGAAUUCGGAAACAACACAAAACGGGACCCGACAAUCCGUGAUCCCAGAGUCGAGUUCCAGUACGAGGUUUUUUUAGAUAAUUUCUUCGAGACAACAGACGUACAGGAAUAGAAAUUGGCAGACUUAUCAUAACGUUCGAAUUUAGAACUGUUUUAACUAUACAAUUGGCUCUUAUUCGUCUCUCGAUCUUAAAGGAUUUUAUGUGUCGGAGCUCAGUCUUCUUGGAUCGACCUCGUACAAUCUAAAUUUUAAAUUGAUUAUUUAUUCUUCAUGGAAUAUUAAUUUUAUUUUUUUCUAGAUUGAGGGUGCGAGGAUUUUAUUAGAUUAAGUGAUCCUCAGGUAGAAUCCUCACAGUCUCUAUUGUUUUAUCAUUAAGAUGAUUCUUUUUUACUCGAUGAAACUGACUAGAUCAAGGGGAAAUCUGCUCGAUAAUUUCCAUCAGUCUUCUGCACGGAGAGAAAUUUUUUGGGGAAAUUGUAGAGCUAGUAUCGGAGAAAGAGCACAAGCUAUUUGCUAUGAAAAAUUUGAGUGCUGUUGAGUAAAAUUUCUGGAAAAUUUUAAUUCAAAUACGAGAAAUUAAUGUGCGGCACAAUAAAAUUUCAAGUACCAGCCCUGGAAUUCUUCCAAAGAAUUUGUCUCCGUGUGUCUUUUCUAUGCAAAUAUAGAUAUAGUAAUGAUGCACAGUUUCAAUGGGUAAAUGUGAUAUGAAACAGUAAUUCAUGGAUCUAUAAGUUAUUGAGAUUGUCCAACCUAGCUAAUAGAAUCAGCAAGAUUAGAUAUAAUAACGGGUUUUUAUGUAAAAGCGAUGUUGAAGCAUAUCUUAGUAUUAUCUUUAAUCCAUUCAAUAGUAAUCAAAGAACGCUGUUGAACGUUUGAGGCUGGAUAAACUCUUCGUUCACGCCUUUUCAGGGAUUUUUAAAUAUUGAUAUCACAUAGUUGAAUAAUUAGUGUAGAGGAAAAUGAAAUGUACACAUUGUUACUAAACAAAACUAACUAUCAAUAAUAAAUUUAUUCCCGAUAAAUUGUGUUAACUCCAGAACAA